Penicillium salamii is the source of this 1545-nucleotide messenger RNA. The record is from the annotation of a GenBank genome assembly. NCBI's taxonomy places the organism in Eukaryota, Fungi, Ascomycota, Eurotiomycetes, Eurotiales, Aspergillaceae.
AUGCCGUCUCCGUUUUUAAAUCCAAACCCCAUAGCGGGCCCAGACAGUCUCGCCCUACUACAGCUGCGACGCGACCAGCUCGUCCCAACAAUCCUCCGCGACCAUGACGACGAGAACCAAGGCUACUUCGAAGGCAAAGUCACCAACACCCGCUUUGGCUCAUUCCCGCAUAGCACUCUGAUCGGCAAGCCAUGGGGAUCCCAAGUCGUCGCUUCGAAAGUAGACACUGGCUCGCGCGGUCGCAGACCAACCAACAAGCGCAAGGCCGACGACCUCGACCAGUCCGCAACACCAACCGGGACAGAAGAGGAGACCUCAAAGCCAGCUCUGCGAGCGCCCGUCGCCGCUGACAGUGGCUUCCUGCAUAUUCUCGCCCCAACACCCGAAGCCUGGACCCUCUCUCUUCCGCACCGCACGCAGGUCGUGUAUACCCCGGAUUACAGCUACAUUCUCCACCGACUGCGCGCACGACCGGGAUGCACCGUGAUCGAAGCCGGAGCUGGUAGUGGAUCAUUCACACACGCAUCCGUGCGCGCCGUAUUCAACGGAUAUCCCGAGACAGAGCAGGCGACGAAAAAGCGCCGACUGGGAAAAGUGUGCAGUUUCGAAUUCCAUGAACAGCGCGUCGGAAAAGUAAAGGAGGAAAUCAAAGAUCACGGUCUAGAAGAUCUGGUCGAAGUUACGCACCGCGAUGUUUACGAGGGUGGUUUCCUCUUGGGCGAGCCUCACACGGGCAGGUCGCCUAAGGCUAAUGCGAUUUUCCUUGAUCUACCUGCACCCUGGCUCGCGCUGAAGCAUCUAGUGCGCCACCCGCCUGCUGGUCAAGAAUCAGCCCUCGACCCGGAAUCACCUGCCUAUCUGUGCACUUUCUCCCCAUGUCUCGAACAGGCAGAGCGUACCAUCCGCACGAUGCGCCAGAUGGGAUGGCUUAAUAUUUCCAUGGUGGAAGUUGCGCAGCGACGGAUCGACGUGAAGCGCGAGCGCGUGGGUCUAGAAACCGAAGGCGAGCGUGGAUCAACUAUAUUCCCGCAGACAGUCGAGCAAGCUGUCGAGAAGCUCCGCACCGAUGAACAACAUGCCAAGGCUGUUCGCGAGAACCGGUCAAAUAGGGGUCUUCCGGAAUAUGAACCCAUCGAGAAGGCCGAAUCAACCUUCCCAGAUAGUGAUUCUGGGUUACCCAAAUACGCGCAGGGCCGCUUGGUGCAUCGGUCUGAGCUAGAGCUCAGAACGCACACCUCGUACCUGACCUUUGCCAUCUUGCCUCGGGAGUGGAGCGAAGAGGAUGAGAAGAAAUGCAGGGAGCAGUGGCCGUCUGCGAAGGUGGCUCAACCUAACAAAGAGACGAAGCCUAGCAAAAAGCAAUUGAAGCGAGAAGCCGGGAUGGAGCGGGCACGAAAGCGCGAGGAAAAGGCAAAGCAAGAGGAGCAGGGCCAAGCUGAACCCAGUAUCAAGACUGAGGAUGCAUCUGAAGUGACUGCCGAGGCAAAGCAAGAGCAGGCCCAGGAUGAACCCGUGAUUAAGACUGAGGUUAUUUCUGGAUGCUGA